UCGCAAGGCAGCCAACAGGAAGGAGUAAAAAAUACCAGGCUUCUACGUUCAUUGGUCGGUCCAGUUAUCUAUCUACCGACGCUAUAACUGGUCGCCAUCAUGGUUCACAGGUCAAUCGUUAUGUAGAUACAGUAACAUGUUUCGCCUGCCAACAGCUGUAGUUAGCAUUGCAUUCGAGUGUAAACGUUGUCGUUGAAAGUUAAGGCGUAAAGCGAAAGGUUCUCCAUAAAAAAUUAACGCAUUUUUAUUUUUUGUUUUUGUAAGUGACGCUUCAAUGGUUGCGUUAUCCACGUGGUGUGCCAAAGCUGCGGCCUUCAGGGCCGUGAUAAUGGGCGCCCCUGCUUCCGGCAAAGGCACUAUGUCAGCUCGAAUUGUAAAACAUUUUAACGUGGCUCACAUAUCUAGUGGCGACAAGUUACGUCUUCAUAUGAACAGUAACACCGAAUUGGGCAAAGCAGUUUCAAGUUACGUGAAAUCUGGUAAAUUCGUUCCGGACGAUGUAAUGAUUUCAAUGAUAGACAAAGAGCUUGAAUCGGUGGGACAAGAAAAUUGGCUACUGGACGGAUUUCCAAGAACGUUAGAACAGGCGGAGAAAUUACAGAAAAAGCAUCCCGUGAAUCUUGUACUAUACCUCGAUGUACCAAACGAAGUGAUACUAAAUCGCGUGAAAAAUAGGUGGGUUCAUUUACCCAGCGGAAGAGUUUAUAAUGUUGGAUUCAACAGUCCGAAAGUACCGGGUAAAGAUGAUGUAACUGGCGAACCUCUAAGCAAGAGGGAAGACGACAAAGUUGAAAUUGUACAGGAAAGACUGGAAAGGUACUCAGAGGCAACUAAACCACUUUUAACGUAUUAUGGUAAUCUAGGAGUAUUGAGAAAUUUUCGUGGCAAUACUACCGAUGAAAUGUGGCCACAUGUCAAGGAUACUAUAACAAACUUUUUAUCAUAGUCUUUGGUCUGGAUGUAAUGGUUUUUAACGCAUAAUCAAUUACGAAUUAGUUUAAAUUUAAAUAAUUAAUAGCGAUGACAUGCUUCCAUAUAGGCAAGGUAAUUAUACAGUAAGAUGUUAAAUGUUAUUUUUUUUUUUUCAUACGCA
This is a messenger RNA of Osmia lignaria (orchard mason bee), 1093 nucleotides long. RefSeq names its product Adenylate kinase 3 (gene Ak3). Gene Ontology annotation, biological process: nucleobase-containing compound metabolic process. Lineage: Eukaryota; Metazoa; Arthropoda; Insecta; Hymenoptera; Megachilidae. Gene Ontology annotation, cellular component: mitochondrion. The record is from RefSeq and is a predicted model, not a curated record. Gene Ontology annotation, molecular function: ATP binding; AMP kinase activity.